Messenger RNA from Actinia tenebrosa (Australian red waratah sea anemone), 4557 nucleotides. Its product is annotated as centrosomal protein of 131 kDa. Gene Ontology annotation, cellular component: centriolar satellite. Gene Ontology annotation, molecular function: protein binding. Gene Ontology annotation, biological process: intraciliary transport involved in cilium assembly; cilium assembly; regulation of centrosome duplication. Lineage: Eukaryota; Metazoa; Cnidaria; Anthozoa; Actiniaria; Actiniidae. The record is from RefSeq and is a predicted model, not a curated record.
GUAACCCUUAGUAAUGGCGUCCAAAAACAACAAAAUCACUAUUUAGACUUUAAAUUAUUAUUUCUAACCUAAAAAAGCCUCACAUCUUAUCAAAAAUACCUCGAACAGAUCCUCUUAUUAUUCUUUUUUCCACUGUGUAUCGGAGAAAUGGCGUCGAAAAAGAGUUUUUCUACUGGAUCGCUUGGGAAUACUCGACCAACAUCAGCUAAAGGAACUCGAACAAGUGGGACGAAGGGAAAAUUAUCUUCACGUUCUAAUAUUAGCAAUGCUGACUCAGAGUUUAGUGACUUAUCGAUUACUGGAAGCCAAAAGAAGGUAGCCAAGAAAACAGAACAACACAGGAAUGAUGUAAGAUCUAGUGUACCUGGUAGACCAUUAUCUGAUAUGGCUGGCAGUGAUAGCGACAGAACUACCAGCAGCUCAGGAGCAAGAAGUAAGACGUACAAUGUGAAUGAACAAGGAAACAUGAGGUAUUCAGAAGGGAAAACCUCUUCUGGAAGACCAAGGUCAAAACACAAGAGAGAUUUAGCUUCAGUCUUUAAGAAUAAACCACCUGAUCUUGACUCAUGUAGACCAGAGAGUGACCAACUACCUACAGAGGAUAUUGAUGACUGGUGGCCAGGAUCUAAUCAUGUUCCAAAAGUCCCUCCUUUACAUAAUCUUAUCUCUCCAUCUGAAGAAAAAGACUACAAUUGGUGGGAUAACUUAAAUGACGAUCAACCACAUGAUGCGGCCCAAAAUCAUUGGCCAAAAGAUAUGCAACACGAUCCUCUUGUUGAUGCUCUAAAUGACAUGCUUAAUUCUCCUGCCAACGAAGGGAAUAAAAAUGACCAUGGGAUUAUUGAAGGGGAAUCGAAGGAAAGCCCAGUACCCAAGCUAAAGUUUGGUAACUUAUCUGAGGAUGAUUCCGGUAGCGUUAAGCAAAAUGCCGCAGCAAUAAUGAUACAGAAAUGGUACCGCGGUUGGAGUGUCCGACGGAAGACAGGGAAAUCUGCUGUUAAACGUAUUUUGGGUCAAAAAAAGGUUCAAAAGGAAAGACAGUCUUUUGAUCAUUUAGGCUCAAUGGAAGCAAAAGAAGCAGAGAAAGCCAAAAGACGUGAAGAAAAAGCAAGAUUAGCAAGACAAGCAGCUAUCAAAGAACUACAAAACAAAAGAGAAGAAAAAAGACAAGAAAACCAAAGAAAAGCAGAGGAAGAAAUAGUUUUCCUUCAAUCAAGUGGAGUAAUUUCAAAGAAAAAGAGCAGCACGAAACAGAAACCAAAAGCAACUGGCACUAAGAGAAAUAACAACCAGUCUGCAUUAAAUAAUUCUCCUGGAGUAUCCACUGCUGCUGGUCGCAGGGAAAAGGACGAUAACAGACCAGCUACCGGGAGCAGCACUGCACGGAAACUAGAUGAGCUGUUUCAGGAGGAUGUUCGAACAAUCCAGGUAGCCAAAAGUACUGCUAUCACAGAGGAUACUCCAGAAACAGACCGAACAGAAAGCACAAUUCAGAAUGUCAAGUCAGAGGGAGCCAGCAAAUCCACCUUUGAGGAUCUGUUAGAGUCUCUUAAACAGCUUGAACAGCAACCUGAAAACCCGUCAGCUGCUGAUUCUGGAUCCAAGUAUGAUGAAUGGGUGGAACAGCUAACUGCACGCAUGGAUGAUGGCAAUAAGCAACGCUAUCUUUCCGCCGAGAAUUUGGACCAGCUAUCACAAAACAAGACAGACACUGAGAAUGGAGCAGCACUUUCAGCGGAAAAACUACAAACUAUCAUUAACUUCCUGGACGAGGUUGAAAAGGCAGAAGAGAUUACACUAAGUGAAAUCCAUCAGUCGAGAGAAGAGGCCAUUUCCAGAGGACUGACGUCACCCAGUGCUAAUAUCGAUGAAGCAAAACAGAAAGAAAGAGAGGAAGCGAGAUCCGAACUAGUCAAGAAAGAAAUGGCUGCCUUGGAAUCAAUGUCGGCUAAUGCUGCUGAUGUUACUAAUGCUAUGAUGGCGAUGAAGAUUGAACUAGAAGAGAAAAAAAGAACCAAUGAACUUCUGCAGCGAGCACUGAACCAGCAGCGAGACUUUUCUCUGCGUCAAGGAAAAGAAUCAGAAAAGGACGCCAAACAAAGGCUAGCCAUUCAAAAACAAGAAUACGAAGCGACCAUACAAAGACACUUGACGUUUAUCGACCAACUGAUUGACGAUAAGAAAAUCUUGGGAGAAAGAUGUGAAGAACUGCUGAGUAAGAUGAAAACUGUUGAUAAGAAGUACACAGACAAGAUAAAAACCCUGGAAGAAAACCAUGCUGUAGAGAUGAAAAAGCAGAAAGAAGUAAUAAUGGCAGCAGAGAAACUACGUCGUGAGAAAUGGAUAGCGGAGAAGACGCAGCAGAUUAAGGAAGUGACAGUAAAGGGACUAGAGCCUGAUAUCCAGAAGCUCAUUGCCAAACAUAAAGCUGAACUCAAGAAACUAAGAUCUUCACACCAGGCUGAGCUUCUUGAAGCAGACGAACGCGCAGGUAGACGGUACAUUCAACAGAUAGAAGAACUACGAGAACAACUCGAAAGAGAGAAAGAAAAUGCAUGCACGAAAGAACGGGAAUUGGCUCAACAAAGACUAGAGAAACAAAUGGAACAAGAAGAGCAAGCAUAUCAACAACAAAGACGACGACUUUACUCAGAUCUCCAGGAAGAAAAGGAGAGAAUGGCAGCACAGGCUCAACGACAGCGACAAGAACUGGAUGAGACCGUAGCAGAGUUACAGGAGUCUCAUAAAACAGUCCUAGCAGAGCUGCAACGAUCACACGAAAAAGCUAUAGCCGAUAUUGAAAACAAACACCAGUUUGAAAUGAGAGACUUGAAAGAAAAACUUGAAAUAGAGAAACAAGCGUGGAUAGAAAACUACAUGAAAAAGCAGGAUGCGGUUCUUCUGACUAAAGAAAGAGAACUGAAAGAAGGCGUGAGAGAAGCAAGAGAUAGGGAGAUUGAGAUGGUGAUUACCCGACUGGAGGAAGAGACUGCUGCAUCGAGGGAAGAAUGUGAGAGAGCUGCUGAAAAUAGAAUCAAGCGGAUAAGAAAUAAAUACGAAUCCGAAAUGAAAGAGCUCGAGAGAUCAGAAUCAAACAUGCAGCAGAAAUGUAAUUCCCUCAAGGAACAACUACUUGAAGCUGAAGGCGAAGUUACAAGGCUUCGAAGUCAGCAUAAACAAAUAACUCAUCAAAAAGAAGACGUGGAAAAAGUGCUGUCUAAACUACAAGAAGAGCGAGGAAAAGUAGCCGACAUCAUCCGGCAGGAGUUCGCAGACAGACUAAUCACGACAGAAGAAGAUAACAAGAGAUUGAAAACCGAGGUCAGUGAGAUGCGAGCCAGGCAUCGACUGGAUACUGAUCGCAUCACAAGAGAAAAAGAACAGGAGAUGGAGCAGUUACAUCAAAGAGUAAAACAAGCUAUCUCUCGAAAGGAUGAAACAGUCAAGGCUUUACAGGAACAGCAGCAGGCUGCAAUGAAGCGAGCUGACCACCUGGAAUUGCUGCUGCAACAACAACGAAAGAAACUCCUUCCCUAACGUUCACUAGAUAGGAAGAUUAAUAAGAACUGCUAUUUUCUUGCAGUAGCUCACUUUUCUUCAUUCCCCGAAUACCACCGUUCGUUCCGGCCUCAUCUUACGUGACAUUCAUCAAUAUGCAUUCGCAUUCGAAAUAAAUCUUAAUCUCAUCCCCUCGUGUUCUGGUGAAAUGCCGUAUUAACUCGUUUAAGCGCUUAUUAAAUUUUUUGGGUUUCAUAUGCGGCGUUGAUUCGGGGGCAGCGUAUAUUUCGGCGUUUAUACCGUUUAUUCAAGGUUGGCGCUUGUUUAAAAAAUGUAUUUACCAUAUAGUUGCAGCCGUGUGUUUUCAUAUAGGAAUGGCUAAAUGACCGGUUGCCGGUGCGGCGCUCUUUAGUCUCCUUUGCAGACGUUCGCUCUGAACGCAUCCCUUCCCGACAAUAAGAACGGCUGCAAAGGAGACUAGGCGCUUAAACGAGUAAAUACGGUACUGAAUAAACUAAACAAGAGUACAGUUGUAGCUAGCAGAUGGAAUAGAAAAAAAACGACGACAAACAAACAAAGACAAAGUACUGAAUCAAUAAGAGAAGAGGAUGUAUUGUGAAAGUGUCAUACUUCAUAUAUUGGUUUUUAUUAGGCUAAGCUUCUUCUUUCCUUCAGUCGUUCUCUUUCUUUCCUACCCUACUUUCCUUCCUUUCCUACCCUUUCUUGGUCACAUCAAAUAUUAUCCUUAUACAUAAAAAAAAAAUGACGAAAAAUCCCUUGAGAUAUGUUAAUGGCUGAAUGCUUUGUUAUCGUCAACCAAGAUGGUGGUUAUAACGUAACAUGCAUAUGCUCCAUUGGUUUGACACGUCUCUUUACAUUCUUUUUCUAAUUUUUUUCUUCAAAAGCGAAACCUUAUAGUUAUAUUUACUUUUCCUUUAAUUUUUUCAAUGAACUUGCAUGUGCGUGAGGAGCCGCUCUUGCACAAGAUAAAUCAACCAGUUUUUAAAACAAACCAUAACUUGAAUCAAUUAUAACAAUGUUUGACUUGCCAGUCGGUAA